This is a messenger RNA of Lampris incognitus (smalleye Pacific opah), 2972 nucleotides long. RefSeq names its product venom phosphodiesterase 1. Gene Ontology annotation, molecular function: nucleic acid binding; nucleoside triphosphate diphosphatase activity; metal ion binding. Gene Ontology annotation, biological process: nucleoside triphosphate catabolic process. Bases 8 to 2605 code for a protein of 865 amino acids. NCBI's taxonomy places the organism in Eukaryota, Metazoa, Chordata, Actinopteri, Lampriformes, Lampridae. The transcript has 25 exons. The record is from RefSeq and is a predicted model, not a curated record.
CUCAGCCAUGGGUCUCGGGAAGGAGGCACAGAAAAAGAUCAUUAUAGGAGUCUUGGCUGUAUCUGUUGUGACCAUCAUCCUGGGUCUUGGUUUGGGUCUCGGUCUCCAGUUGGAGAAAUGUCGCAACAAAGUCACCCUUCAAACAACCUGCAGGAAUCGAUGCUACCAACCAUUUGAUGAGACACCAGGAUGCAGAUGUGAUGCUCAGUGUGUGACCCACAACAACUGUUGCAAUGACUUCCAGGACAUCUGCCUCCAAGCCUACCAGCAGUGGGGGUGCACCAGGUUGCGUUGUGGAGAGACUCGAUUGCAGAAUAGUCGCUGUCAUUGUUCUGAUGACUGUCUGACAAAAGGAGACUGCUGCACAAACUACAAACAUGUCUGCCAUGGAGAGAAAGAAUGGGUGGAGGAUGAGUGUGAGGACCUGUCAACCCCUCAGUGUCCAGAAAGCUUCAAACAGCAGCCUCUUCUCCUGAUCUCUCUGGACGGACUGAGAGCCGAGUACCUGCGGACGUGGAAGUCUCUCAUCCCGGUCCUGGACAAACUCAGAAGGUGUGGGACCUCCGCUCCAUACAUGCAAGCAGCUUUCCCCAGCAAGACCUUCCCCAACCACUAUGCAAUAGCUACGGGUCUGUACCCGGAGUCUAAUGGUUUGGUUGAUAACACCAUGUAUGACCCGGUGUUUGAUGCCUCCUUCAGCCUGUCCAAUUCAGAGAAGGACAACCCACGCUGGUACAUGGGACAGCCGAUUUGGCACACGGCACAGUACCAGGGCCUGAAAACAGGAACCUUUUUUUGGCCCGGAUCAGAUGUCAAGAUCAAUGGAAGCUUCCCUGACAUCUUCAUCCCAUACGACGGUAAAGUCCCGUUUGAAGAGAGAGUUUUCACCGUACUGAAGUGGCUCCAACUUCCAGAUGACAAAAGGCCUGAUUUCUUCACUUUGUAUUUGGAGGAACCAGACAAAUCCGGUCACAAAUUCGGUCCGGUCAGUGGAGGGCUGAUUGAAGCCAUCGUGGGAGUGGAUCAGACCAUCCGUCAGUUGAUGAACGGCCUGAAGCAGAUUAAUCUUCAUCGCUGCCUCAACAUCCUCAUCGUUGCAGACCACGGCAUGGAGGAAACCAACUGUGACAGGAUGGAGGUUCUCCAGGACCUGGUGGGUGACGUCAGGAAGUACUGGGUGAACGAGGGUUCAUUUGGACGGAUCAGAGCCAAGAACAAGAACGAUGUCUUGGACUCGGCUGGGCUCGUAGCUAACAUGACCUGUAGGAAACCAGACCAGAAGAUCAAGCCAUACCUGAAGGCAAACCUACCAAAACGCCUCCAUUAUGCCAGCAGCCGACGCAUCGAAGAUGUCACCGUGUUGGUCACCCCAAAGUGGCUGUUUGAGAGAUAUCCAGGAUCGCUGCGGUUUUGCUCUGGAGGAGCUCACGGCUACGACAAUGAUGUUGAAAGCAUGCAUGCCAUGUUUGUCAGCUACGGUCCAAAGUUUCUGAAGCAAACAGAAACCGAGCCUUUCUCCAACACUGAGCUCUACAACCUCAUGUGUGAUGUGCUGGAGAUCUCUCCGGCAGAGAAUAACGGCACUCAUGGCAGCAUGAACCAUGUUCUGAGGAAACCUUUCUACCGCCCGGUCCACCCAGCUGAGCAGAGCCACCCGGACCAAUGUCCUCUGCUGUCGCUGCGGCCCACAGACCAGCUGGGAUGCUCCUGUCCUGCCCUGAGUGGCAAUGCCAUAAACAGCCGUCUGAAUCUUACAGCGAUUGAAGUGGCUGCCGUUGAGAAGAAACAUACCCCUUUUGGCCGCCCAAUAGUACUGCAGCCUGAUGAGCGCUACUGUGUCCUCCAUCACCAGGGCUUCAUCAGCGCCUACAGCCAGGGGUCCCACAUGCCCCUCUGGAGCUCCUUCACCAUCGACAAGCCGACAGAUCUGGAUCCGCUGCCGGCGGUGACUGCAGACUGUCUGAGAGCUGAUGUCAGAGUCCCCCCGACUCUCAGCCCCCGAUGUGACCACUACCCUCCCACCACCCACAACCUCACACUCGCCUUUCUCUACCCGCCAAAUCUGAACACAACUGCUGAGGAGCAGUUUGACGCCUUGCUGAUGAGUAACGUGGUACCGAUGUACCCUCAGUUUCAGAAGAUCUGGAAUUUCUUGCACAACACCCUUCUGAAGAAAUAUGCAGCUCUUUACAACUCCAUCUCUGUUGUGACCGGCCCAGCGUUUGACUACAACUUUGACGGGAAGUAUGACACAUUGGAUCAGAUCAAGCAGUUUGUCCCGGGUACCAAGAUUCCCAUCCCGACUCAUUACUAUGCAGUGCUGACUAGCUGCAGAGAUUCCUCCCAGCCGGCAAGCGAAUGUGUUGGUGAGCUGCAGACCGUCUCCUUCCUGCUGCCUCACCGAGCCGACAAUUCAGAGAGCUGCAAAAGCGAAGAGACUGAAGCCAAUUGGGUGGAAGACCACAUGUGGUUCCACCAGUCACGUGUCCGAGAUGUGGAAUGGCUCACAGGGUUGGACUUCUAUCAGGGAAGCGCUCUGCCAAUCCCAGAACUUCUAAGGAUGAAGACCCUCCCCACUGCUGCCAUUCACAGGAAAUAUGAAUGAGUCAACAUGAGGGGGUAGUAAGCAAAAAUGAUUAUACUUAUUUAUGAAAAAUUGGAGAAAGUCAUUUACCCAGUGUUUCUAUUUCAUUUCUCUACAAAAUGGAGUAUACAAGUCUGUUAAAGUGAUUAUGUUUUUAAAACCAACAAAUAGCAUGACCUAUCCUUUUAAAGAGUACCAUGGAGUGUUUUCAAUUUGUGUGCUACUAAUCGUUUUUUAAGUGUAAAUAUUUUUUUUUACAAAUGGCAGAGGUUUGGAACAAACCUUUUUAUUGUAAUAAAGAGAAAAGGUAGAUUGAUUAGCGAUGGCAAGGGCGUACAUAAUUAUUUAUGUAAAAAAAUAUUCUUAACCUACCUACAUAAAUAAAGAA